AUGGGGUAUCAGAGGAGCAUGUGGCGCAGAGGAGGAGGAGGAGGGGGAGGAGGACGUGAGGCUGUGGUGAGGUGUUCAUGUUCAGAGGAGGAGGUGAAGAUCUCCUUCAGGAGUGUCGUGGAGGAGCGGCGUCUCCGUCGGGUCUUUGUCUGGUUGGGUGGACUCUCAGCGUCUCUGCUGUUCAGAUAUUUAGCUAAACCCUCUGAGGAGUGGUUAGCCGACUCCCCCCGCCUGUCCGCCGCCUCCCUCAGCAGUAAUGACCGCGCUCCGUCGCCCUCCGACCGCCGCCCGGCGAGCCUGAUCUCCACGCUGUCCUCGGGCUCCGGAUCGUCCCGAGACGACAACCUCGUCCCACCGCCUUCCUCCCGGACCUCCGACGUGGACCUGGACUUGAGCCCUGCAGGGGGCGCUGCAGAGGCCGAGAGGGGGGCGGAGCCAGGCCCGGAGCCUGACAUUAAGGGGCGGAGCCUCGGCCUCAUACACAACAACAACAACAACAAAGAGUCCACGCCGACCCGCGGCUCCAGCCGCCGCCAGCAGGCCUCGCCCUUCAUCAGCCGGAUCAUGGCGCCGAACCCUCAGCUGACCUACCUGGACCGCGUCGUCAUGGAGAUCAUCGAGACGGAGAGGACGUAUGUCAGAGACCUGCGCAUGAUCGUAGAGGACUACCUGUCUCACAUCAUUGAUCAGAGCGAUCUAUCGAUCCGUCCUGAGCAGGUCUGUUCUCUGUUUGGAAACAUCGAGGACAUCUACGAGUUCAACAGCGAGCUGCUUCAGUCUCUGGAUCUCUGUGACAACGACCCCGUGGCCGUCGCCAGGUGCUUCGUCAUGAAGAGUGAGUACUUUGAGAUCUACACACAGUACUGCACCAACUACCCAAAUUCGGUUGCCGCUCUGACGGAGUGCAUGAGGAAUAAAUCUCUGGCUAAGUUCUUUCGUGAUCGUCAGGCGUCGUUGAAGCGUUCGCUGCCUCUCGGUUCAUACCUACUCAAACCGGUUCAGAGGAUCCUUAAAUACCACCUGCUGCUCCAGGAGAUAGUGAAGCACUUUGACCCUGAGGAGGCGGGUUACGAGGUGGUGGAGGAGGCCAUCUACACCAUGACGGGCGUGGCCUGGUACAUCAACGACAUGAAGAGGAAACACGAGCACGCCGUCAGACUGCAGGAGGUUCAGUCUCUGCUGCUGAACUGGAAAGGUCCGGACCUCACCACUUACGGAGAACUGGUUCUGGAGGGAACCUUCAAAGUCCACCGAGCCAAAAACGAGAGAACGCUGUUCCUGUUCGACCGCAUGCUGCUCAUCACCAAACGCCGCGGAGAACACUACGUCUACAAGACGCACAUCUCUUGUUCCACUCUGAUGCUGAUUGAAAGCGCCAAAGACUCUCUGAGCUUCAGUGUGACUCAUUACAAACAUCCCAAACAGCCUCACACCGUUCAGGCGAAGACGGUGGAAGAGAAGAAGCUUUGGGCUCAUCACAUCAAACGCAUCAUUCUGGAGAACCACCAGGCCAUCAUCCCCCAGAAGGCUAAAGAGGCCAUCUUGGAAAUGGAUUCCAUAUAUCCUCCCAGGUAUCGGUACAGUCCUGAGCGGCUGAAGAAAGCUCUGUCCUGUCAGUCUGACGAGUUUCCCUCAGACGGUCGUCAGGGACGACGACAGUCCGAGCCGAUCAAAGAAAUACUGAAGAGCAGCAAAGUCAUCUUAAAGAGGGGGAGGGGCUCUCUCUCGUUGGGUGAGUGUUUGGAGGAGGAGGAGGAGGAGGAGGAGGAGCUCAGCAGUAGGAAGGACUCACUGGAGCGACUGAUCUCUGGUGAUGAAGAGGAGGAGGAGGAGGACUUCCUGUUUGAGGAGGACUUCACCAGCUCGGUGCUGGCGGCCGUCUCCUGUUGGACCCGGGCUCUGCUCUCAUCGGGCGUUACCAUGGAGGCAGAAGGAGGCGGAGUCUCCUCUGAAGGCCGCAACGAGGAAAAUGGCCGACCUCCUGGAGAAGACGGGCCAGGUGGAACUGACCCGACAUGUGAGCCGCCCUCCUCAGAUGAGCCGCCACAAGAGAAGACCUCAGAGUCUGAACCGACAGAAAACUCUGAACCACAACCCUCCUCUGAUCCUAGCAGUUUGGCAGAUACUCGUCCAGCGUCUCCUCAAAGGUCAGAGGAGCAGGGACCUGAAGGAGAUCCUGAACCCACAGAGGAACCGUCCUGUGCCACACCUGAUUCAGACUCAAAGACCGUGAGUAGCGGGGAAUCCUCAGAGGACGAGGAGGAUGUGAAGGAGGUGCCGGUGAAAGAGGGUGAAGCCGCCAGCAUCCUUCCUUCUUCUGUCCUGGACAAAGCCGGCGCCAUCGCUCGGCACUUCUCCAACAGCAUCAACCGAGGCAGCCUCUCCCAGGAUGACGCCCGCUCCCUCGGCUGUGCGUCACCGCGGAUACCCAGCAGGACCGGCAGCUGCCUCAGCCUCAGCGCCGAACCCGCCGACAGAACGAUGAGGCUCAACAGUCUAUGUUCUGAUCCUGCAGAGACCUUCGGCGUGACAGAUUUGACCCUGCUGUCUCCUCGGGACGACAGCCUCUUUGACGGCAUUCGGCGGAGGCGGGACUCCACCUUGUCCAAGCAGGACCAGCUGCUCAUCGGCAAAAUCAAGAGCUACUACGAGAACGCCGAGAACCAGGACGCCACCUUCGGCCUCCAGCGCAGAGAGAGUCUGACGUACAUCCCCACCGGGCUGGUCAGGAGCUCCGUCAGCCGGCUCAACAGCAUCCCAAAGGAUGAAACCGUCCCGACCAAUCCCUCCACCUCCACCACGACCUCCAGUCUGGAGUCAAGCUCAGCUUUAAUCACAGAUACCCGGGGUCACAUGAUCUCCAGUGACUCUUUGGACUCUUUCCUGUCUGAUCAGAGAAGCACGGAUCCAGAAGAUUCAGAAGCCAGCCACUGGUCCAGAUCUCAAAGCUUGCAGGACAAUCCAUCUGAGGAUGAAGAGUUCAGACCUUCCUCUGAAAUGAUCAAGAUCUGGCAUACGAUGGAGCGAGAGAUCAACCGAUCUCAAGGUGCUGACGGAGGUCUCCGACGACCCCAAGAAGCUCCACAGACCUCCAGAGGGACCAACGUCAGCCUUUCUGACGCGACAAAGACCUCAAACAAGAGCUGUGACGCAGAGAGUGAAGCGUCUGACCUCAGCACCAUCACAGAGGAAUCCGCGAGUCCUUCGCCCCUCAAGCUCAAAUCCACCGCUGUGAGUCGGACAGGAAGUCUGAAGGACGCCCUGAAGGUGUUCGGGGAAGAAUCUGUGGUCCUCAAGGCUCCGGUUCCUCGGGUCACCCAGUUGAGGGCAGAGGGGGAAACAGCCGACCAGGACAUAAACCAGCUGGACGACGUAGACCAGACAAAGAGCAAAGUCCUCAAUCUGGCCCGCCAGUACAGCCAGCGGAUCAAAACCACCAAACCAGUGGUCCGACCGCGGAGUCAGGGCGCCCUGAAGGGCAGGAGGAAUUUACCCUGUGUGGUGGAGGAGAAGGAGGGCUCAGGUAAACCCCUCCUGACUCUGCUGGUUCCUCAUAACAAGUCAACCUCUCUACCGCUGAGCCCCGUGGACCAGACCCCCGGUCUCUCCUGCAGCUCGGCAGUCUUGGACCCGGGUCGAGCUCGCUCCCGGAGUCCUCUGAACCCCCUCACGCCCCCCCCUCCCAUCGAGGGCUUCCACUGGCCCGACGUCCGACAGCUCCGCUCCAGAUACUCGGACCAGAAGAGUCCCGUCAGCCGGAGUCGCUCCAUCCCGGACCAGAUGUUUGACGGCGGUCUGAGGAGGCGCUCCAGCUGCUCCUCCAGCUGCUCCUCCAGCUGCUCCUCCAGCCUCCUCCUCGCCGAUGGGGCUUCUGCCGAGGUUCCUUCGUAUAAGCCUCGCGGCAGUCGGAACGCCGGCGGAGAGGAACGCAGGAAACGUCUCCACAGAGCCAACUCUCUGGACCCGCGGCUCAGCGGAGCUCAGACCACGGAGCUGCAGAAGCUCCAGGACCAGGUCGCCGACCGCGACUACCACGGUUACUACGUCGCGGCCGAGGCGUCGCUACCGGACGAUGAGGAACACAAGAUCAUCGUGAUGGAGAAGCUUCCAGAGACGCAGACUGCAGAACCAGAAGAAGACGGUGAUGACAACCUGAUCCAGAUCCGUUCACCCACCAGCAGGGAGAAGAUCUCCAUCAUGGCCGUCAUCGACCGCUGCCGGGUCUACCAGGAGUCCGACGAGUACAAACAGAGGGAGGACGUGAAGGCCAGGGCCGAGCCGCCGGCGUCCUCCAACCAUCAGGAAGACGGACCGCAGACCGCCGGGUCAAACCCCGGACCCAAGACGGAACCCGGUCAGCAGAGUAUCGUGAAGAACCUGAGAGAAAAGUUCCAGAGCCGGAGCUGAAAACAAAGAUGUCGUAUCAGAACUCUGAGAGAACGAAUGUAAAGAAAUGUAAAUAAUCAGUGACUGUUGGAAACAUUAUUCUACAGCGGACAGAUUAUUAAUAAGAUUAUGAUUAAUUCUGUUAUUAUGAACUGUCGAACAUAUAAAGAACAUUUACGUAUCAUUAUAAAAACAACAGAAUGUCUCUAUUCUACAGCGUCCUCUCUGGAUAAAUAUAUAAAAUAUGUGAAUAUCUUUAAGUAAAAUGAUCUUCAAUCAGAAUAUUAGUUCAAAGCACCUUUUUGUACACGAUUUUGAGUUUCCGACACUAAAUGACAGCAGGCUUCUCUUUGCAGCUUUUAACGCUUCAUUUAUUAUAUUAUAUUAUAUUAUAUUAUACUAUUUCAUAUCGUGUUAUAUUGUAUUAUAUUAGAGUUACAGUAGAGGCUGUCUGAAUCAAAGCUGUGGAUUCCUGCUGUAAGUGAACUAACCACUAAACUUAGUCACUUUGUCUCAGAUUCUUUAUUUCUCGUUUUAGAGGCGACAUUUUGUAAAACAGGAGACGAAAAGUUACAGACUGAGACGAUUAUGUUGAAUCUGCUCGUAUAAUAAUAAUAAUAAUAAUCAUCAUUAUUAUUCAUCAGGCUGAAACGAGAGACUGACUUCUGAUUUGAUAAUUCAGACAUGAAACACAAACAUACCUAGAAUGUGUUAUGAUAAAUAACCCAUAAUGCAUGAUAAGUAUGUUCAUAAUGCAUUAGAUUAUGAUUAUUGUUCCGAAGCAUUAUGAAUAUUGAAGAGUUAUAAUCAGAUCAUAACCUUGUUUAUAAACAUAAUGAACAUGAGCGUCACAGAGUCAGUCGUGGUUUCAAACUUCGCCAGCAGACACUAGCUAGCUCGUUAGCUAACAGCUAACUGUUUCUGAUCAUUUCUUCUUAUAAAAUGUCUCUAAAUAUUCCGAUAAACACUGACGCUAAUAAAACAAAUAAAUUAUGAUAGAAAUCAUCUUUAUAUUCCUUCAAUAUGAAAAUAAGGAAAUCAAUGAAACAAUUUCACCCUCAGUGUACAAAUUAUGAAUUUUAUUUUAUAUUAAUGAGUUCAUUUCUAUAUUUUUGUGCCUUUUAGUUUUUAUAUUUUAAGUAAAGUUUAUUUGAUUUAAUUUACUCUCCAUGUAUUUAUUUCCUCAUUUGUUCUUCAUAAACAGAAAUCAUUUCUAGAGCAGCUCUUAAUAAAUCAACAUGUAUCUGGGAAUUGAACCUGUGACUCUUCUAACCGCUGUUCCACCCUGAACACCACGCUCCUCCUAUUUAUUAUCUCAACACAUCUAGCAUGUGUGUUUUACAUUCAUAUUUAUGUGUCAUUGUGUUCUUAUCAUUAAACAAGGAGGAUCA
Molecule: messenger RNA, 5777 nt
Organism: Anoplopoma fimbria (sablefish)
Lineage: Eukaryota; Metazoa; Chordata; Actinopteri; Perciformes; Anoplopomatidae
Gene: plekhg3
Product: pleckstrin homology domain-containing family G member 3
Exons: 19
Coding region: 1-4407 (1468 amino acids)
Molecular function (GO): guanyl-nucleotide exchange factor activity
Source: RefSeq, a predicted model, not a curated record